This is a messenger RNA of Drechmeria coniospora, 2739 nucleotides long. RefSeq lists its product as uncharacterized. The transcript has a single exon. Lineage: Eukaryota; Fungi; Ascomycota; Sordariomycetes; Hypocreales; Ophiocordycipitaceae. Bases 1 to 2739 code for a protein of 912 amino acids. The record is from RefSeq and is a predicted model, not a curated record.
AUGCAGGGUUGCUCUCGGAGCAGUGUGUCCCUUUGCAUGCUGCUGCUAUGCCAGUGGCUCCCUGCCUACGCAGUAGACACGCCCCCUGAGCAAAAGCCAGAGGAUGCCGGUCAGGCUCUCAGGAUUCCACCUGGCGCGCGGCCAGUUCGUUUGCAAGACCUUCACUUGCCGGAGGAGAACAAGAACAUAAUGUGGACGGUGAAUCACCAGGUACCUGGCAAGGCAAGGGAGCCACCGAACUUGGUCUUUCGCUUCGACUUUCGCGAUCCGCACGAGGUGUUCAAGACUGGCCUGCAGACGCGCCAACGACAGCGCGAGGGAAAGUCUUCGAUAUUUGGAUGGGAUGUUUCUCGUCAUACCGUUGCCACUGUUGAGAAUUCGGAGACGACAAACUACAUUUCGACGACGCGACUUCCCAAGAUUGCGGAGACGUUCGGCAACAACUUGGAUUCUAGCGGUAGAUAUAGAUUUUUUGACAGCGCCGAGCUUGCCGAAGCCGAAAAGAAAAUCGGACCUGACGGCAAGGUCGACUACAAUCAUCGUCCUGUAGAUCUGGCUCAUGAUGGCGUAUCCAGCGCGGAACCUCUCGAGGGCUGGGUCUUCAUCAUCAAGCCAGAUCCAUCCUUUAUCAAUGUUUUCCAGUCUCUCGGACCGGAUGGCUAUCUAGACCCGGAGCAUAGAUCCCAGCAGGAGUUUGCAGCCAUGGAGCAGAUUUCGCCAGAUCGAAUCAUCGGUGCCUAUGACCUGCAGGAUCCGGAUAGGAUGGUGAUAUUCAACCCGACAUAUAACCAAGCCUACAAUGGCCAGCGUGCGGGAAUUGGAUACCAGCGACUUGCGCACAACAGCAACGAACAAUUGGCGGAAAUGGCUUCGAUUAUUCGCGAAGCCGCCGAGGUCGAGAGCCAAGGACUCAGGCUCGAAGCGGCAAAGCAUCCUGUGCCUAUGAAGGAAUGGAAACCGAUGCCUUUGUCUCAAUUUAUCCAGGAAUUCAACGCAUACGUUACCGUCACGGCACCUGACGCCAAAACGGAUACCGACUCGAGCCAUCAGGACCGUCCCGGCAAUGACGAGACAACUGGUAAGACCUACGCAACAGACCGCCGGCGCCCCAAUGAAGGUGCCGAGGAUGAUGGUGUGGGCGGAAAACGGAUCAAAGUCGUCUGCCCGCGCAGCCACGGAUGCGACGCACUGCGUAGCCUGGACGAGCAUGGCGCAGCGAGAGAGUUGACGCCCAUCGUCGAGGCCGUCUCGGCAAGGCACUUUGAGAUGCUCGCCCGGAAGCAUGGGCUCAAGCCCGUCGUCGAGGAUGCUUUCCAACAAUCGCUGCCGUCCUUUCGCAGCGACAGGCUGGGCUACCAUGGUGCUGCCUCUGAGUCUCACCCCCUUCCGUCUUCGUUUGGCGGCCAGGUGCUGUCCUCGGCCGGCAAAUCGCUGCAACUGCUCGGCGGAGGGCUCUAUGCCUACGGCCUGGUCGAGGUCAUGGUGAAGAAUGCCAGCACCAUAGACCGCGUUGCGGCGUUGACGUCCAUCGUGCCCAUCGUCGGCUGCGGCACCUCGAUAGCGGCCCAAGUAAGCCAAGGCAACGCCGGCGUGCCGGAACGCAUCGACGAUGCCCUAUGCGCCAUCGGCGACGUCCUGCUCCUUACCCCCUUGGCUCCUGUCGGGGAAGCGAUACACAUCUGUCGAUUCGCCGUGACCCUGACGAAAGUGCUGGAUGCGUACAUAUCGGAACCGGAGCAGGCCAGGGCAGUCCGCGAUCAAGGCUGGGAAACUUUCCUGCAAGACCACAUGUACCGAAGGCUCUCCUCCGUCGAGUUCGGCACGAAGCUGCGCUACGCUCUAGCCGUCGAGUCCUUGGCCUUGCUCUCCGACGGGGCGCAUAUGAUGGGCAUCCUUCAGGCAAGCCGGCAAGGGGCACUUCGCCAUGCCAGCAACGCCACGGUGCAAGAGCAGGCUUUGCUCGAGGACUUCUUCCGCAACGCCACCGAGCAAGUUGAAGCAAAUAUAUCCGAUGAACUGGUGCAGGGGCAGCGCCAGACGCUGCUGAACACUGUCUACAGCGUUCUGGAAAAGCAUCAGACAGCCUCGCUGCGGGCGCUGGCCGAUCAGUACAACAAGGCGUUUGUCCAAGACAAACUGGCCGGCGCCGCCGAUCGAAUCAAGAAGUUUGCUUACAACAACAAGUUGCCUCUGCCCAACCACCUCGUCGUUGCCUAUCUCAUCGGCCAGUCGCUGGGCCAGGCCACCAAGCAGGCGCCCCCAUCACCUCCAUCGCCGUCCGAGGCCAACGCGGCGCCGGUGCCCUCGCAGGCCGGCAACGUAACUACCGGUCAGAUUCACGCCCAAACGCUAAAUCUUACCGAUUACCUGCAGCGAAAGCAGCACGGCCUAGCCAAGGCGGAGAUGGAAUCCAUCUGCAUCCAGCAAGGCCAUGCCGUUACCAACCUCCUCGGCGGUCAAGGCAAAAUGGAAGAUGUUGCGAAAGCGUCGCCGAAGCUUGACCCUUCCGCGGCACUAGAUUUUCAAAUUUUAGUGGCCAUGAAGUUGGGACUUUUGUUUCAGCAUUGGAAACCUUCAAGCAACGGGAAGCUUCAACUAAUUCCCGAGUCGCUCAUGGAGAAGCCUGGAAUCAUCGGCACCGCCAUGGGCAUUGCCGAGGAAAUAGCCACGGAGCUAGUCGACGCAUACUGUGAGAUUCCUAUUUUGAAAGACCUCAUGUUGGGGUGCAAGGUUCUGUAG